Eimeria tenella is the source of this 1641-nucleotide messenger RNA. RefSeq lists its product as uncharacterized. The coding region runs from base 1 to 1641 and encodes 546 amino acids. Lineage: Eukaryota; Apicomplexa; Conoidasida; Eucoccidiorida; Eimeriidae. The record is from RefSeq and is a predicted model, not a curated record. The transcript is spliced from 2 exons.
AUGCUACUCAAAAGGGAAAGGAUACAGCUGCCUGCAGAAAGGAAACUCGCAGGAGGUGAAGACAUCUCAAAUAUGCGCUGGACGGAACACAAUGCCUGGCCAAUUUGCGAAGGACCAGAAACCCACCCUGCAUCAGUGCAGCGAGCUCCUGAAGUGCAUUACAUGCCGCUCAUCGCAGAUGCCAAUGAUGAAACUGCAGGCGCUAGUUCACGGAAGCGGAAAAUGGAACAAGACCAUGAAAAUCAUGAGGGCUUCUUAACGCAAACGAAGAAGGGGAAGGUGGCUAUGAAGUCAGUACAAUCAACUUCUACCAUUUUGGAUACUUCACAGGGUCGCUUCGUAGGAGCAGCGCUCACAACGGACGACGCAGCCCUGUCAGUAGAGGGAUGGCUUCUUAAUGCCAGUGAAGACUUUGAAGGAUUGCCCCCGAGACUGGCACCUGAUGAGGCACAACGGGUAGGCGGACAUUCCGAGUUCAUAGUGCAGUCCUCAAGGAAGGACGAUGAGGCUGUGUCACCUAAACAGCAGUUGGAAUCCAGCUUUGAAGGCCUAAUGUACAGGCCCAGUGCUGCGUCUCUUGGUUAUCUUGAGGAUAUGAUUAAUGCUCAGCCCCUGCAGAGCCACGACGCACUGAAAAUUAGAGACAACUCAGGAAACACUCCUUUUUCAACUGCGCCAGUGCUUCCGGAAGCAUUCCAAGCCGUGCCAACUGAGUUGCAGCCAUCGUCAACACUAGCACCAAUGUACGGAGAGUCUCCAUUUCAAGUUUCACCUUUCUUUGGGCAGAUGGCCACUCAACAGGGAGAAAAGCCCCCAUCGUCAGCGCAACCCACUGUCUUUGAAGUAGCUUCGUCCCAAUCUUCAUCUUUCGCUGGACAUAAAGGUAUUCAACAGGGAAACAAGCCCAUCCCUGAUGAAAACAUGAGAAGCGAGGCGAAUCUCUCGUUUAGUACCGUUUCUGACUUUUGUGUUCCACCUUUGGGGGGUUGGACUUCUCCGCAGAAGGAUAUUAGCACGCACCCGUUUGUCAGGUUGCCGCGUGUGCUACCGGGUGCUUAUGUUCGUCAUUUUGGCUCAGCGCUUUCAAACACGUCAUUCAGGAAGCAGGCGUACCUUGCUCACGCAUUGGUGAUUGUGAAAGACUUGCUGAAGAUGCCAUUUCUCGACAGUGUGGAUCUAGAAAUCCUAAUGAGCGCCAUUGAGCGGCUCGUCUACUAUGCAUUGCGCUAUAUGAGGAACGAAACUGAAGGGGAGAAGCCAGAGGUAAUCGUUCAAAGGUUGGCGCUUGCUUUGUUGCUGGUAGAUUCGCUAUAUGCUGCCAGUGAGGUACUUGGAUUACGGGCAAGACGGAGGAAUUGGUGGUAUAGACUCAUGAAUGUAAUUCCAUACUAUACGGGCCCUUCGGGGAAUGCAGCUACAAGUCCACUGGCAGUGGAAUAUAAUAAUUUGGCGCAAUCGUUGAACAAUGCACUAAACUUUUACAGGCGCGGUAUGCGCCCUGCACCAGAUUUUCUGGUUGAACUCAAGCGAACUGUCCUUUGCGCGAAUACCAUACCUGCACUCAGUAGGGGCUACUGGAAAGAAUGGUUAGCGGAUGAUCGCCAGUGGAGGGAGUCCCAGGGAGAUUCUACACCACAUUAA